Girardinichthys multiradiatus is the source of this 1764-nucleotide messenger RNA. RefSeq names its product ring finger protein 180a (gene rnf180a). Lineage: Eukaryota; Metazoa; Chordata; Actinopteri; Cyprinodontiformes; Goodeidae. The coding region runs from base 226 to 1707 and encodes 493 amino acids. Gene Ontology annotation, molecular function: ubiquitin conjugating enzyme binding; ubiquitin protein ligase activity. The record is from RefSeq and is a predicted model, not a curated record. Gene Ontology annotation, cellular component: endoplasmic reticulum membrane. The transcript has 4 exons. Gene Ontology annotation, biological process: norepinephrine metabolic process; protein polyubiquitination; positive regulation of proteasomal ubiquitin-dependent protein catabolic process.
ACUAGUGGGCUCAGAAGGGCAGGACAGGCCAGACCAGAGAGCUGCACUGGCCAUCUGCCCUGGACUGGAACGCUCUGUAGCUCUUAAAUAAAGUGCUUGAAAGUGCAUGCAGAUGAAAUGGGUGGCUGAAGGAAGAGUAAGUGAUGUAUGAGAGGGGGUAAGACCUGUUUAAUUGGUUGAAGUUAAAUCCCAUGUGUUCUGUUAAACAGGCUUUAAAGCUCCAUAAUGAGCUCCCGUAUUGGAAUGUCUGUCGAUGGUGGCACUAGAAGGAACAUAAGAAAUGGUAAUGAAGAUCCUAGUGAGGUAAACAGCAGCAAUGAGGUUCAUAAUCAAUGGAUGAAGCCAAUGAGACCUUGCCUGAGGGGUGCAAAUCAAGCUGGAGAGCACCUGGGGAGAACUGCCCUGCCAGGAAGAAAGGCGCACAGAAAGACCUGCCCUGAGGACAAACAAGGAAGAAGAGGGGAAAAAAAACAAGAAAGGGAUGAUGGAAGACACUUCAGAGGUAAAGACAGAGAACAUGAACUGCCUAGAAUGUUGGAAACAUUGUGUGCAGAUCAAGCCCAAGAUGGACCAAGAAGAGGAACCUCUGAAAACAUUUCCAGCAGUAACUCUGACAUGCAGUUAAAAAGCGUUUUGGAAGCUGGAGAACCAUCAAACCUCUCUAAGAGGCAGCAUACAAGUUCUAGAUCACAAACUAUUGGCUUUCUCCAGACUGCAACAAGCAAUUUAAACUCUACAUCUGGCCGGCCCGCUUUUCAAAGCAGAUUUACUCAUCCGUCAUCACCAGCUCCGUCAUCCAGAGAUUCUGAUCCAUUCUGGACAGAAGUAAGAAUAGGGGCAGGCACAGGGCAACCAUCACAAAACCAUUCAAGUCAGACAAACUCCUCAGAAUCACAUGAUGAAGAAGGGGAAGAUAAGAAUGAGGACGUCGAAAAAGGCGAGGAAGAAGGUGGUGGAGUGGUUGAUGUGACGGGUCAAGCCAUGUACUCAACAGAGUCGCCACCUUGUAUCCCUUCAGAAGAGAGGAGGAUGAGUAAAAGAGAGAAGAGCAGAAGCAAAAGUGUGAGACGGAGGCAAAGGAAGUGGGGGAGAUUGAGGCUGAGUCAGCAGCAGGAGAGGACACAGAGUUCAACAGAAACCCCCGCCACCAGCUGCAGCUGCAGCAGCAAUGAGGAUGAAGAAGCCCUGAGCAUGAGAGACAAAGAAGGUUUCAUCUGUGCUGUGUGCUUGGAUGUGUACUUCAGUCCUUACAUGUGUCACCCAUGCAACCACAUCUUCUGUGAGCCCUGUCUGAGGACACUUGCAAAGAACAACUCCACAAAUACCCCCUGCCCUCUCUGCAGAACUAUCAUCACUCAUGUCUUCUUCCAAAAGGAGCUGAACCAAACAGUAAAGACAUUUUUCCCAAAGGAAUACCUUACCAGGAGGCAGAACUUUCAGAGAGCACCUUGCUCAAAGUGGCCUCUCCCAAGCUGCAGGAAGCUCUUCCACAUCUUUCGAGGUUUCCAGAGGCAGUCAAACCCAAGUAUGAGACGCCAUUUCCCCCAUGGAGCAGGAUUUCCCCUCGACACCAUGGACUUCGAGGAUGACUCAAGAGGUUGGCGGUUCGACAUGGACAUGGUUAUAAUCUACAUCUACUCCGUGAAUUGGGUUAUUGGCUUCUUCAUAUUCUGCUUUCUUUGCUAUUUAUUCUUCCCUUCCUUUUGACAAUCUUGCCAAUUAUGAUGGAAUGAAACAAUAAAGGAGCAUGUUGAAGACUCAUAA